Molecule: messenger RNA, 493 nt
Organism: Closterium sp. NIES-65
Lineage: Eukaryota; Viridiplantae; Streptophyta; Zygnematophyceae; Desmidiales; Closteriaceae
Source: the annotation of a GenBank genome assembly
AUUCGACAAGGAGAGGCAGCGACUGGUGCAGGCGCAUCGCAGGGAGGUGAUGCGACAGCAGAGCCACGUGGCAGAGCUUGAGAGGCGCAUUCGGGAGGGCGAGGAGGAGAGGGCGCGGGUGCGAGCCGCAAUGGCUAGGAGCGUGCAGGAAGCGAGGAGGCUUGAGCGGAGCAUGGCAGCAGGCAAUGCUCCAGAGCAAGUGUGGGAGCCGAGGCACAUGGUGCAGCAGCGGCAGCAGCUGGUGGGGCAGAUGCCUGUGAAUGCAGUGGCGAGGCUGGCAGCACUGCGGCAGGACGCUCUUCUGCUCUCACACACCUUGAGAGGCCUGGAGUCCAGUGUGUGCACACACCGCAGGCAGCUCUCAGAAGCCCAGACUGUGCUGCAGGGCCUCUUGUUCCGCCCCAAGCCCCUCCCAUCUCAGGCUGCUCCGCACCAGCCCUCUCUUCCUCUGCCUCUUGCCCACUCGUGCAAGAAGCACAAGGAUAGUGCCUGA